Messenger RNA from Phycomyces blakesleeanus NRRL 1555(-), 705 nucleotides. RefSeq lists its product as hypothetical. The transcript is spliced from 2 exons. Gene Ontology annotation, molecular function: oxidoreductase activity. Gene Ontology annotation, cellular component: mitochondrion. Lineage: Eukaryota; Fungi; Mucoromycota; Mucoromycetes; Mucorales; Phycomycetaceae. The coding region runs from base 1 to 498 and encodes 165 amino acids. The record is from RefSeq and is a predicted model, not a curated record.
AUGCAUAUACCAACAAAGACAGCAGAAGACAAGGAAAGAAAUAUAUCUGUAAAAAAAAAAGAAUAUGACGAUGCCUUGAAACUCAAAAGACUUGAGAAACAGACCCUGCCAAUUCUUUCGAUUUUCCACAAUCCAAGCAGUAACGCGUCCCAGAACGCUCUUCGGUUACUUCAGGCCAAGCAGAAACGACCAUCCGGAGAGGAUGUGUACAGAGUGGACGUGCAGGACAAUCUGCAGGAGCCUCUUACUUCUAUCCAGCUGAAGCAGAUUGCAGAAUAUCUUGGAGGUGGAAAGCCAGAUUGGAAACCUAUGAUUUCAACAACUAGUACAACUGCCACAGAAAAUCAAUCAUUUGAUUAUGAUGCUCAGCAGUUACUCCAUGACCAACCAAGCGUAUUGCAGAGACCAUUGGUAGUAGACUGGAACCAAGGCAAGGCAGCUGUUGGGCCUGCAUUAGAUAAAAUUCAGCAAUUGAUAGAAUCCAGACUCAAACUGUAAAUUCCGAUAUAAUUUAUAUAAAGACAUGAUAUUUGCUUUAUUUUUAUUGUAUUUUAUUGUAUUUUAUUGUAUUAUAAACAUUUUUUUUUGUUUGUUUGGUUUCUUUUAUAUAUAUAAUGUGUAUAUAUGAAUGAAUUGAUGAAUUAAUGAAAGAUGUUCAAAUAAGUAAUAUAUAUAAAUAUAUAUAUAUUAAAUAAAAUAUAAUAU